Molecule: messenger RNA, 1722 nt
Organism: Tricharina praecox
Lineage: Eukaryota; Fungi; Ascomycota; Pezizomycetes; Pezizales; Pyronemataceae
Exons: 3
Coding region: 312-1595 (427 amino acids)
Molecular function (GO): FAD binding
Source: RefSeq, a predicted model, not a curated record
GUCACUAACAACGUGGAGAUCAAUCGCGUAUGCAAGGGAGUCCACCCACCUGUCAUCUCGGAUGCUGGAAUGAUGGCAGUGAGCGGGGACGGAAGGGGAACGGAAGACCCUUACGCCGGCGCCCCACUUCCCCACGAUCGCCCCACGUCGGCAACGGGAGGGCCGUAUGAUAUCGCGGAGACUUCAUAGAGGCAAACGAUCGACCUGAUGCUUAUAGGCAUAUAAUGCAACAUCAAUCCGACCUCAACCUUGACCAUCCAGCAGAGUCUACACACAUCAUCUUCCCCAUCUCAUAAUUCUCUCACACAAAUAUGCCCAGCUUCAACACGCACCUCCAUCCAGCCGUGCCGCCAACCGACCAUGAGCACCACCAGGUCAUCAUCGUCGGCGCCGGGCCGACCGGUCUCUUCCUCGGCCUAAAGCUAGCUCGCGAGGGCAUCGACGUGCUUGUUCUCGAGGGCGAGCGAGGGAUCAUGCAAUCCCCACGGGCGACGACUUACAUGCCCGUCGUCCUCAACGAGUUCGAAAAAGUCGGACUCCUGCAAGACGUGAUCGACGGGGGGCACAUCAACUCGGACGGCGUCGUGUUUCGCACGCCAGCCGGCAAAGGCGACAAAGUCCUUGCGCGGAUGUCGCUUUCGGUGGUGCCCAAGGGCGUCAACAAAUUCGACUACGCGGGUAUCCACAUGGGGCAGCACCAGCUUGCAGCGAUAAUCCAGAAGCGCGCCGAGCUAUGUCCGACUUUCGGCAUCCGAUUUUCGCACCGCUUCGCGGGCGCAACGCAGGACGCCGACAAGGUCCGUGUGUGCAUGGUCACAAAUCGCGGCGAGAAGUGGUUUUCGGCCGAUUAUGUGGUCGGGUGUGAUGGUGCCGGGAGCAGUGUCCGCAGGAGCCUGGGUAUCCCCUUCGAAGGGUCUACGUGGGAUGAUUUCCGCUUCGUCGCUACGAAUGUUAAGUAUCCCGGUUUCGAUAAGUACAACUUCCCGACGGCAAAUAUGAUCGUCGACCCUGAGGACUGGGCGGUCGUUGCGCGCACGGGGAAGCCCGAGGAGGGGAUCUGGAGGGUCGCCUUCGGUGUAAGAACGGAUGUGCCCGACGAUAAAAUCCUGGAGCAGAUACCGGCCAAGUUCGCGGAGCUGCUGCCCGGUACUGCGGAGGAGAGGAAGGAGUGUGAGCUCCUCAAUGCGAGCCCGUAUUGGGCGCAUCAACGGGUCGCGGCGGAGUAUGUUGUCGGAAGAAUCAUUCUCGCGGGAGAUGCUGCACACUCCAACAACCCCAUCGGCGGCCUCGGACUCACGACAGGACUCAUGGAUGCCGCAGCGCUCGGUACUAUAUUAAUCCGGCUGCUGGUCAAGGGCGAUGCCGACAAGUCCGACCAGCUGCUUCGGCGGUACGGCGAUGUGCGGAGGAAGGCCUUCGUCGAGUACUCGAAUCCGCAGAGUAUGGAGAACAAGCUCCGGCUGCAUUCGGAAGAUCCAACGGUGGUGGAGUCCAGAGAUGAGUUUUUCCGUGCGCUCAAUACCAAGCCGAAGGAGACGAGCAUAAUGAUGGCAAGUCAGAUGAACGAGUUUUUGGAUGAGGAUUUUUCGGCGUAGAGCGUGGGGGUUUUGUCUUCUUUUGCUUUAUUUUGUAGUUUCAUAUCCGUCUGUUCUCUGGUGCUUGUAUGUAUCUUUUUAAAGAGAUGAAUCAAAUGAAUGGGAGGCAUUUAGACGUGCUUCGGAU